AUGGGAGAUAAUCAAGUCAGGGACGCAUCCCCCCAGGGCCCUUCGCCGAAGCCCAUCCACGAAGAACCCCAGCCUGCUUCGAGGAGUGAGACGCAGGAACAAACCGACGAUGUCGGGGCCCUUAAGACCGAUAUUGUUCGCCUCAAGGCCGCGCUGCAUGGGGAGAGAAGGGAGGGCUCGAAGCAAGGGUGGUCGAAAUUCCCCGGAGAAAGUAGCUGGCCCGCACCAGAUCCCACAUAUCCUCCAAUGGGAUUUCGAGAUCUCUUCUUUGCAGCAAAAUCAUGGGCCGAGUGCUACGUCGAGGAAGAUACAGCCGUUCUGGCAAAAUCCUCCACCAAUGAGAAGCAAAGCAUUCUCCGUGCUCUCGAGGGCUACUGUGUACAGGACUUAGACUGGGAUACAUUCAUAGGGUCUCUUCCUUAUCCGAUCUGUGACACUGCGCCCCGAAAACUUGCCCAAUCCAUGUUAGUGAAGGAUGUCAUAGACAAAUUCUUCAUAAACCCUUUCUAUUACUUGGACGAAAUGACAUAUCAUGAAGAGAAACAGACUGAAAAGUCUCCAUCUUUCCCUCAACACCUCCAGCAUCUGUUCCAGCAGUUUUUGACGGCAAGCCCUGCGUCUGCCAUGAACUGGAAAACCGAGACCGUUCGUCUUGCCAACUCGGCUGAAGAUAACCAAGCUCCCAACACCGAACUGGGCAUGCGUACCAAAAAGCGGCGCGAGGAAGCAGCUCGGUCCUUUGCUUCCUCCAUGCUAACUUACCCUCCGUUCCUAAUACUACUGCGUGAAUGUGAAGACCCCAAGCGUAAGGCGGAUCUCGUUGGUUAUUACCAGAAAGCCCAGGAAUUGGCUAUCUGCCUCGACCAAUGGGGGGAGACCUGCGAGUGUACGGAUCUCAAGCGGUUGAGCCCGUCCGUAUUCUCUCAUCGGUCGGAAAAUAUGAAGGCUCACUAUAACCAUCAUAUAAUGCCUGCCGACAAAGACGACCGGUUAGAUGGGCAUCAGAUUCUGUUCAUUACUCAGCCGGUCGUAUCGCGCCUGCGGGGUGCCGCUUCAAUCAGCAUCGAGGAACGAUGGGCCAUAAUAGAAGCAGUGGUCGAGGAUGGCAAGAUGAUCAAGGAGGAAUACGAGAAAAUGAGCGAGGAGCAAACUACACGAAAUCAUGAACGGGGAAGGAGGAUAGCGGAGGAAAACUCGAGGCAGCAGGCAGAGUGGGCGAAAUUGGAAGCUAGAGACGACGACGAAGGGGAAGAGGAGACUGAGAAAGGGGUAAGCACCAAAAAGAGGGGGAAUAAGGAGAAUGAGGAAGACCAAAAAAAAGAGCAAGAUGAUAAGGAUGAUGACAACGAGGGGAAACGACCAAAGAGAGUGACCAAGGAGGUGAAAGUGAAAGAAACAAAAAGAAGAGGGCGCCCAGUAAGAAAAGGCAAGCGAGUGGCAAACAGAGAGACUUCGUGA
Messenger RNA from Aspergillus sclerotioniger CBS 115572, 1458 nucleotides. RefSeq lists its product as uncharacterized. The transcript is spliced from 3 exons. NCBI's taxonomy places the organism in Eukaryota, Fungi, Ascomycota, Eurotiomycetes, Eurotiales, Aspergillaceae. The record is from RefSeq and is a predicted model, not a curated record. The coding region runs from base 1 to 1458 and encodes 485 amino acids.